Molecule: messenger RNA, 3254 nt
Organism: Acinonyx jubatus (cheetah)
Lineage: Eukaryota; Metazoa; Chordata; Mammalia; Carnivora; Felidae
Gene: INTS8
Product: integrator complex subunit 8
Exons: 27
Coding region: 173-3184 (1003 amino acids)
Biological process (GO): snRNA 3'-end processing
Cellular component (GO): integrator complex
Molecular function (GO): protein binding
Source: RefSeq, a predicted model, not a curated record
GUCCCUCAGCUCAGGCUGGGCCCCGCCGCCAUUUUGGGUUGUGUGGGUUUCCGAGACGCUCUGAGCUGGGCCUCGCCCGCGGAGGUUCCGCAAAUCGCCGGCCAGCGGUACGCGUCCGAGUGUCAGGUUGGAGCCGGGAAGCGUCCCUGGGGGUACCGGCGGCGGGGGCAGGAUGAGUGCGGAGGCGGCGGACCGGGAGGCAGCCACCUCCAGCCGGCCCUGCACCCCGCCGCAGACCUGCUGGUUCGAGUUCCUGCUAGAGGAGUCGCUGCUGGAGAAACAUCUGCGCAAGCCCUGCCCGGAUCCUGCACCAGUUCAACUUAUUGUUCAGUUUUUGGAACAGGCUUCCAAACCUUCAGUAAAUGAACAAAACCAGGUGCAGCCUCCACCUGAUAACAAGAGAAAUCGUAUUUUAAAGCUACUUGCUCUUAAAGUUGCUGCACAUCUGAAGUGGGACUUAGACAUAUUAGAGAAAAGAUGUGUACCUUUUGUUUCUUUAAGUUUGUCUGUUCCAGUAUUGAAUAUGCUGCUAAAUGAGCUGCUGUGCAUCAGUAAAGUUCCUCCUGGGACAAAGCAUGUGGAUAUGGAUCUGGCCACUUUACCUCCGACCACUGCUAUGGCUAUCCUUCUCUACAAUAGAUGGGCAAUUAGGACAAUUGUUCAAAGCAGUUUUCCUGUCAAGCAGGCCAAACCUGGACCUCCUCAGUUAAGUGUCAUGAAUCAGAUGCAACAGGAGAAGGAACUAACAGAAAAUAUUUUGAAAGUACUAAAAGAGCAAGCUUCUGAUUCUAUUUUGGUACUAGAGGCAGCCCUUAAAUUAGACAAGGAUCUUUAUGUCCACACAAUGAGAACACUAGAUUUGUUGGCAAUGGAGCCAGGCAUGGUAAAUGGAGAAACGGAGAGUUCUACUGCUGGAUUGAAAAUCAGAACUGAGGAGAUGCAGUGCCAGGUGUGUUAUGAUUUGGGUGCAGCAUACUUCCAGCAAGGCUCUACAAAUGCAGCUGUUUAUGAAAAUGCCAGAGAAAAAUUUUUUAGAACCAAAGAACUAAUUACAGAGAUAGGUUCAUUAUCUCUUCAUUGUACCAUAGAUGAGAAGCGGUUAGCGGGCUAUUGUCAAGCGUGUGAUGUUCUUGUACCUUCUUCUGAUAGUACAUCUCAACAGUUGACACCAUAUAGUCAAGUCCAUAUUUGUUUGAGAUCUGGCAACUAUCAGGAUGUAGUAAAGAUUUUUAUUGAAGAUAACUUAACCUUCAGUUUACCUGUCCAGUUCCGGCAGUCAGUACUAAGGGAACUCUUUCAGAAAGCUCAACAGGGAAAUGAAGCUCUAGAUGAAAUCUGUUUUAAAGUCUGUGCCUGUAACACAGUCCGUGAUAUAUUGGAAGGUAGAACGAUUAGUGUUCAAUUUAACCAGCUAUUUCUUAGACCUAAUAAAGAGAAAAUAGACUUUCUUCUUGAGGUGUGUUCAAGAUCAAUAAAUUUAGAAAAAGCUUCAGAUUCUUUGAAAGGAAACAUGGCUGCUUUUCUAAAGAAUGUGUGUCUGGGGUUGGAAGAUCUGCAGUAUGUUUUCAUGAUUUCUUCACAUGAGCUUUUCAUUACAUUGUUGAAAGAUGAAGAACGAAAGCUACUUGUUGAUCAGAUGAGGAAGAGAUCCCCUAGAGUAAAUCUGUGCAUUAAACCUGUAACUUCAUUUUAUGAUAUCCCAGCCUCAGCAAGUGUCAACAUUGGCCAGUUGGAGCAUCAGCUGAUAUUGUCAGUGGAUCCCUGGAGGAUUCGACAGAUUUUAAUUGAAUUACAUGGUAUGACUUCAGAGCGCCAGUUCUGGACAGUGUCUAACAAGUGGGAAGUACCUUCUGUUUAUAGUGGGGUCAUCCUGGGAAUUAAAGACAAUUUAACAAGAGAUUUGGUUUACAUUCUGUUGGCCAAAGGUUUACACUGCAGUACUGUUAAGGACUUUUCCCACGCCAAACAGUUGUUUGCUGCUUGUUUGGAGUUGGUAACAGAGUUCUCGCCAAAACUCCGUCAGGUCAUGCUGAAUGAGAUGCUGCUUUUGGAUAUUCAUACGCAUGAAGCUGGAACAGGGCAAUCAGGAGAGAGACCUCCUUCUGAUCUUAUUAGUAGGGUGCGAGGAUAUCUGGAAAUGAGGCUUCCUGAUAUUCCUCUUCGUCAAGUUAUAGCUGAGGAAUGUGUUGCUUUUAUGUUAAACUGGAGGGAAAAUGAAUACCUUACACUGCAAGUUCCCGCAUUUCUGCUUCAGAGUAAUCCAUAUGUAAAGCUUGGACAGCUUUUAGCAGCUACAUGCAAAGAACUUCCAGGCCCUAAAGAAAGUAGACGGACUGCUAAAGACCUUUGGGAAGUUGUUGUUCAGAUCUGUAGUGUAUCCAGUCAACACAAACGAGGAAAUGAUGGCAGAGUUAGUUUAAUAAAGCAGAGGGAAUCUACAUUAGGUAUAAUGUAUCGGAGUGAACUACUUUCUUUUAUCAAAAAAUUACGGGAACCUUUGGUUUUGACUAUUAUUUUAUCACUCUUUGUGAAACUUCACAAUGUUCGGGAGGACAUUGUGAAUGAUAUUACAGCUGAACACAUUUCUAUUUGGCCAUCCUCCAUCCCGAACCUCCAGUCAGUGGACUUCGAAGCUGUGGCAAUCACAGUGAAAGAGCUAGUUCGGUAUGCCCUCAGUAUAAGUCCAAACAACCAUUCCUGGUUAAUUAUUCAGGCAGACAUUUAUUUUGCAACAAACCAGUAUUCGGCAGCUCUUCACUAUUACCUACAGGCAGGAGCCGUGUGUUCUGAUUUCUUCAAUAAGGCUGUGCCUCCUGAUGUUUAUACAGACCAGGUAAUAAAACGGAUGAUAAAAUGCUGUUCUUUGCUGAAUUGCCACACACAGGUGGCAAUUUUAUGUCAGUUCCUCAGAGAAAUUGACUACAAAACAGCCUUUAAAUCAUUGCAGGAACAAAACAGUCAUGAUGCUAUGGACUCCUACUAUGACUACAUAUGGGAUGUUACCAUUUUGGAAUACUUGACCUAUCUUCAUCAUAAAAGAGGAGAAACUGAUAAAAGACAAAUUGCGAUCAAAGCCAUCGGUCAGACAGAAUUGAAUGCAAGCAACCCAGAAGAAGUGUUACAGCUGGCAGCGCAGAGAAGGAAAAAAAAGUUUCUCCAAGCAAUGGCAAAACUUUACUUUUAAACAGUUAGUUAAAAAUUUUUAUUUUUUAAACAAUGGGCUAAAAAUAAACAGUAUUAGAUUAUAUAAUACA